Brassicogethes aeneus is the source of this 741-nucleotide messenger RNA. The record is from the annotation of a GenBank genome assembly. NCBI's taxonomy places the organism in Eukaryota, Metazoa, Arthropoda, Insecta, Coleoptera, Nitidulidae.
AUGUCUGAGACUUGCUGUUGUGGUUGUCAAACUAAAUUAGAAGAGGCCAAAUCCAUUAUGUGCUUCUUCUGUAAAAAAUAUUUUCUAAACUCAUGUGUCGGUCUAACCGUUACGGACUUAAAAUCCAUCAAAACCAAACGUGGCCUAACGUGGUGUUGUGAAAAUUGCGACAAUAUUGGUAAGGAAAUUAUUGAGAUGAAAUCAUUAAUAACAACCCUAACGAAAGAAGUUGCUAGUUUAAAGAACGAGAAAACAAACCUCCCAAACCUUAACAACGCAAUUGUGGAAGAUAUUAUCCAAGAAAUUAAUGAUAGAGAAGCAAGGAAAACUAAUGUAUUAAUCUUUAAUAUCGAUGAAACUGAAAUGGAAAAUCGUCAGGACCGUAUUAAUGGAGAAAAAACUAAAAUUGAAGAGGUAUUCGCCGCUCUACCCAUUGAGAUCAAUAUGAAUACAAAAAAAUUUUACCGCUUGGGUAAAUUUAAUAAUCAAGCGCCGAAGACCCGCCCAAUUAAAGUUGAGAUCAAUAACGUUAAUAUUGUUCAAAAUAUCUUGCGUAGCUCUAGAAAUCUGAAAAAUCAUGAAAGUCUAAAAAAUAUAGUAAUCGCUGCGGACAAAACCAAGAGGCAGCAAACACACUACAAGGAACUAAAAGCAGAAUUAAACAAUCGUAUUUCAUCGGGAGAGUCAAACCUCACGAUAAAAUAUAGAAAUGGAGUUCCAGUCAUAAUAUCGGAAAACUAA